GACUCCCGGCGGCGACCGGCACUAUCCGUCCUUCGAUGCAAUAAUAAUAUUCUGUGCUUUCUGCGAAUGAGCUGGCUCGCUGCUCGUUGUGCUUUGUUCUGGUCAAUUUGUUAAUUAAAAAAAAUUAUCAGUAGUGUUGGGAAUAUUAAAUAUAAAAAAAAUACAGAUGAUAAAUUGAUUUGUAAAUUAGAAAACACAAUAAGUUCGCUGUAAGGUCAAGUUAAAAUGUGCGGCUGCGUGAGAGUUCUCCGCAUUGGCAAGCCGCUACCUAAGUCAUGGCAUCGGAGACUCUUCAGCUCUUCUUCAACGCCACCACCUAUCCAAGGAGUUCCAUAUACAAAACUCAGUGUUGGAGUUCCGAAAGAAAUAUGGCAAGAAGAAAGAAGGGUGGCCAUAGUACCAGCGGUAGUUAGUAAAUUAGUCAAAAAAGGGUUUAGUGUUAAUAUUGAAGAAAACGCUGGGACAUUAGCAAAUUUUCCAAAUAAAAGUUUCGAAGAAGCCGGCGCCAAAAUCACCAGCUUAAAGGAUACUUAUCAAUCAAACAUCAUUUUAAAGGUACGUCCUUUAGCUGUUAAUGAAGUUCAAAAUGUAGCCGAUAAAUCCACCAUCAUAUCAUUUUUAUAUCCCGCACAAAAUCAAAGUCUCAUACAAAAACUGGCAACUAAAAAAGUUAACGCAUUCGCAAUGGACUGCAUUCCUCGUAUAAGUCGCGCUCAAGUGUUCGACGCGCUCAGCUCGAUGGCUAACGUGGCGGGCUAUCGCGCUGUCAUCGAAGCUGCUGCUCAUUUCCCCCGUUUUUUUUCUGGCCAGAUGACCGCCGCGGGCCGCGUGCCCCCGUGCCGCGUGCUGGUGGUGGGCGGCGGCGUGGCGGGGCUGGCGGCGGCCGCGCAGGCGCGCUGCAUGGGCGCCGCCGUGCGCGCCUUCGACACGCGGCCGGCUGUGCGCGAACAGAUCGAGAGUCUUGGCGCUCAGUUCAUUACUAUGGAUGUGAAGGAAGAAGGAGCUGGUGCGGGCGGGUAUGCCAAGGAGAUGAGCGAAGAGUUCCUCAACGCAGAACGGGCGUUAUUGGGAAAAGAAGCCAGGACAUCAGAUGUAGUUAUUAGCACAGCUCUAAUACCUGGAAAAUCUGCUCCUCUGCUUAUUUUAGAGGAUGCCGUUCGCGACAUGGCCCCAGGGAGUGUGAUAGUAGACCUGGCGGCCGAAAUGGGCGGCAACAUACAGACGACCACUAAGGGCAAAAUAACAAAGGUGCAUGAUGUUACACACAUUGGUCUUACCGAUCUGCCCAGCAGGAUGCCCGCACAUGCCUCCACUCUCUAUGCCAACAAUAUCUCUGCCUUCCUGUUUAGCUUAGGCAACAACGAUCACUUCAACAUCGACCUCGAGGACGAGGUGACGCGCGGCGCCAUAGUGCUGCGGGACGGCGCGCUGCUGUGGCCGCCGCCGCCCGCGCGCGCGCCGCCCGCCGCGCCCGCCGCCGUCAAGGCCGCGCCCGCCGCGGUCGAACCGCCUAACCCCUUCAAUGAAACCCUGAAGGACACUUUCUUGUACUCCACGGGUUUGGCUAGUUUAAUUGGACUUGGAAUGGCCUCACCGAAUCCAGCAUUUACAACAAUGACAACAACCUUAGCUCUAUCAGGCGUAGUAGGCUACCACACGGUUUGGGGAGUCGUGCCCGCUCUCCAUUCGCCCCUUAUGUCAGUAACUAAUGCUGUAUCUGGUAUUACUGCUGUUGGUGGCUUACUUCUCAUGGGUGGAGGAUACGUACCUGAGACUCCAGUUCAGUGGUUAGCCAGCACUGCAGCUCUUAUAUCAUUCGUAAACGUAUUUGGUGGAUUCCUCGUAACACAACGUAUGCUGGACAUGUUCAAAAGGCCAGAUGACCCCCCGGAGUAUGGAUACUUAUACAGCAUACCAGCUGCUGCGUUACUUGCAGGAUAUCUUACAACUGCAAUGCAGGGGUACCCUGAAGUACAUCAGAUGGCUUAUCUCGCUUCGUCGUUAUGCUGUGUAGGUGCUUUGGCCGGCCUUAGCUCACAGAAAACAGCACGGAAAGGAAACUACCUUGGAAUGAUUGGCGUUUCUGGUGGUAUUGCGGCAACUUUGGGACUCCUGACGCCAAGCGCUGAAGUGUUGGCACAAAUGAUUGGUGUGGCGGGUAUUGGAGGCCUUAUUGGUGGCACUAUCGCCAAAAAGAUCGAGAUCACAGACUUACCACAACUUGUUGCCGGUUUUCACAGUUUAGUGGGCAUGGCGGCGGUGCUGACCUGCGUUGCCACAUAUAUGCACGAUUUCCCUGCGAUGGCUCUCGACCCCACUGCGGCUACUCUUAAAACAUCGCUUUUCCUGGGCACAUACAUUGGAGGAAUUACAUUCACUGGAUCUUUGGUUGCAUACGGUAAACUGCAAGGAGUGCUAUCUUCAGCGCCAUUACUUCUGCCUGGUAGACAUGCUAUCAACGCAGGCCUUUUAGCCGGUUCCCUAGGCUGUGGAGGAGCUCUCCUGGCAUUCCCUGAAGCUCCGGGAUUACCACUUUUGUCAGCUGCUGCAUUGCUCAGCGGCAUACAAGGGUUGACCUUAACUGCUGCUAUUGGAGGUGCGGAUAUGCCUGUCGUGAUUACUGUUCUAAACAGUUACUCGGGGUGGGCACUUUGUGCGGAAGGAUUUAUGUUGAACAAUUCUCUAAUGACAAUCGUGGGCGCCCUCAUCGGUAGCUCGGGAGCUAUCCUUUCCUACAUCAUGUGCAAGGCGAUGAACCGCUCCCUGCCCAACGUGAUCCUGGGCGGCUAUGGCGUGACGAGCGGCGGCUCUGCGCGGCCGGCCGGCGCCACACACACCGAGCUGAAUGUGGAUUCCGUGGCCGAUCUCAUACACCGCUCCUCCUCCAUCAUCAUUACUCCGGGUUACGGUUUGUGCGUAGCGAAAGCACAAUACCCUAUUGCUGAGCUCGUAGAUAUCCUCAAAGGCAUUGGAAAAAAAGUGCGUUUUGCUAUUCAUCCUGUUGCUGGACGUAUGCCCGGUCAGUUGAAUGUCCUGCUCGCUGAAGCCGGAGUACCUUACGACGAUGUCUUUGAAAUGGAAGAAAUCAACGAGGAAUUCCCUGAAACUGACUUAGUUUUGGUUAUUGGUGCCAACGACACUGUUAAUAGCGCGGCUGAAGACGAUCCGGAGUCGCCCAUUGCAGGCAUGCCUGUACUUAAAGUUUGGAAGGCUGACCAGGUGGUAGUAAUGAAGAGAUCAAUGGGCGUCGGCUAUGCAGCUGUUGACAACCCUAUCUUCUACAACCCCAACACUGCCAUGUUGCUUGGUGAUGCUAAGAAGACUUGCGACGCUCUACUCGAUAAAAUCAAACAUCUCACAGCAUAAAUAUAAAGUAUAAAGAUAUAUUUUUUUA
Vanessa tameamea is the source of this 3394-nucleotide messenger RNA. RefSeq names its product NAD(P) transhydrogenase, mitochondrial-like. Gene Ontology annotation, cellular component: mitochondrial inner membrane. The record is from RefSeq and is a predicted model, not a curated record. NCBI's taxonomy places the organism in Eukaryota, Metazoa, Arthropoda, Insecta, Lepidoptera, Nymphalidae. The transcript has 23 exons. Gene Ontology annotation, biological process: proton transmembrane transport; NADPH regeneration. Gene Ontology annotation, molecular function: NADP binding. The coding region runs from base 226 to 3366 and encodes 1046 amino acids.